Molecule: messenger RNA, 711 nt
Organism: Anoplophora glabripennis (Asian longhorned beetle)
Lineage: Eukaryota; Metazoa; Arthropoda; Insecta; Coleoptera; Cerambycidae
Exons: 1
Coding region: 1-669 (222 amino acids)
Source: RefSeq, a predicted model, not a curated record
AUGUUAUUAAUAAGUUCAUAUAAGGAAAAAAAAGAUGAUUUCCGGAACCCAAAAAUUAAAAAACGAGCUUUGUGGACUUUAAUAAAAGAAGAAUUUUAUAACCAUGGAUAUGCCAUAACGGAGGAGGAAUUAGAUAGGAAAUGGCGCAAUUUAAAAAAAACCUACACGGGUCUACUGGACAACAAGAAGUCGACUGGACGAGGCAGAAUUUAUUGGGAAUAUUUUGAUGAUUUCCAAGAAAUAUAUUCUGCUGAUAAAUCGGUUCAUUUCCCACAAACAAUUUCAACAACUGCAACAAUUUCUUCAUCUAUUAUCCCUGUUACUUCAUCAUCUGCCAUCUGUGCCGCUUCAUCAUCUGUCAUGUCUUCAUUAGUCCAGCUACCACAAUUUUCAUCAAGUCCCAAAUGUGUAAAUUUAGCUGGCCCCUCAACAUCAAAAAAUUCUGCUGGUCCAUCAAAUGUUACAAAUUUAAUGUUCAGUAGUGUAAGGGAUGAAGAAAAAGUUAAUAAAAGAAUGAGAAACAAGAAUCUCUACAGUCUGCGAAAACGGUUGACUGAUUUAGAUGAAAAGAGACUGGAAGAAUUAACACGAAUUAGGUUGGCUAUUGAAGAAAACAAUCGGAUCCAAAAGGAGAGAAAUGAACUAUUAAAACAAAUUGUAAAUAAAUAAAUGUUAUUGGUUCUGUGUUUCUAGUUUCUACUUUAAAAAUGU